This is a messenger RNA of Glarea lozoyensis ATCC 20868, 732 nucleotides long. RefSeq lists its product as uncharacterized. Gene Ontology annotation, biological process: protein modification by small protein conjugation; macroautophagy; protein lipidation. Gene Ontology annotation, cellular component: intracellular anatomical structure. The record is from RefSeq and is a predicted model, not a curated record. The transcript is spliced from 3 exons. The coding region runs from base 1 to 732 and encodes 243 amino acids. Gene Ontology annotation, molecular function: Atg12 transferase activity. Lineage: Eukaryota; Fungi; Ascomycota; Leotiomycetes; Helotiales; Helotiaceae.
AUGACCUACCGAGAUGAGUACCGACACUGGCCUUUCUUGACAGAAGAAGAAUUCACACUUGCUUGUGCAUUUUUCGACCAACGGUAUAUCAAAGCGAAAUUGGGACCUACAAGAAAAAUUCUCAAGAUUAUAAGUCGACGAACAGCUACUACAGGAGGCGCCUACAUUGAAAUCCUUCGCUUGUUGCAGCCACCGAAGGAUGACGAUGAUCUUGCUCUUGCGUUGGAGAGCUUGAGUGGCUUUGGGAGCUCUGCGAAAGAUGAGGGAAUGGACGUAGAUAUGGCUAAUGAUGACCAUGAUCAAGAGGUAUUGCGACCACAGCUGUGGCAGAAACCAGAUAGCACACCACCAAAAUAUAGUCUUUAUUCCCAUCAACCUUAUGUCACAUAUGAGAUACAUCUCCAUCCAACUUACAGAAUGCCAACUUUAUGGUUCACCUUACAUGACCUACCUAUGGGAGACCCAACAUUUGAUUUAGAGUCAGUGUUUCGUUAUCUUGUACCGGAAGAGCAGAAGUCAAGACUUAGGGAAGCUGGUAUAACAGGCGGUAUCUCAGCAGCACCACAUCCUGUCACCGACCUACCUGCUUUUUUCAUCCAUCCCUGCCAGACUAAAGAAGCCAUGGAAAACUUUGAUUGCCCAACGCAUGAAUAUCUCAUGGUUUGGCUAGGUUUAGUGGGGGGCUGCGUAGGAUUGUGGGUUCCUCCGGAGAUGGCUGAGGAACAGUUGUAA